AUGGUGCUGCCGUCGAUCCGCGUGGGGCACUCGGGUGGCGGCGCGUUUGAGAGCCUCGCGAGCGACGCGGUCGAGGAGAAGAAAAAGCUCACGCUGGGCGUGUGCGUUAUGGAGAAGAAGUCGCGCUCGUCCCCCAUGACGGCCAUUCUUGACCGCCUGCGCAUGUUCGGCGAGGUGGAGGUGAUUAUAUUCGAAGACCGCAUGAUCCUCCACGACCCCAUCGAGAAGUGGCCCAUAUGCGAUGCGCUAAUCGCCUUCUACUCCACGGGCUUCCCUCUCGCCAAGGCGCAGCAAUACGCCGCCCUGCGCAAGCCUUAUCUGGUGAACGAGUUGGAGCCGCAGUGGCUGCUGCAUGACAGGAGGAAGGUGUACGCGAAGCUGGAGGAGCAUGGGCUCAUGAUGCCCACGUACGCCAUAGUGAACCGCGAGGGCGAGGGGGAGGGAGCGGAGGAGGAGUUUGAGGAGGAGGAGGACUACGUGGUCAUCGCGGGCAAGCGCAUCAACAAGCCCUUUGUGGAGAAGCCCGUUGAUGGCGACGACCACAGUGUGAUGAUUUACUACCCCAGCUCCGCAGGGGGCGGCAUGAAAGAGCUCUUCAGGAAGGUGGGCAACCGCUCCAGUGAGUUCCACCCGGACGUGCGCCAUGUGAGGCGCCACGGCUCCUACAUCUAUGAGGAGUUCCUCCCCACAGGGGGCACGGACGUGAAGGUGUACACGGUGGGGCCGGACUAUGCGCAUGCAGAGGCACGCAAGUCACCCGUGGUGGACGGCGUCGUCAUGCGCAGCGCCGACGGCAAGGAGAUCCGCUACCCGGUGCUGCUCACCCCAACGGAGAAGGAGAUGGCACGAGUCAUCUGUCUUGCCUUCGGCCAGGCUGUGUGUGGCUUUGACCUGCUGCGAUCGCACGGCCGCUCCUUCGUGUGCGAUGUCAACGGCUGGAGCUUUGUCAAGAACUCCACCAAGUACUACGACGAUGCAGCGUGUGUGUUACGAAGCAUGCUGCUGCGCGCCGUGGCUCCGCACCUCUACUCGCCUCUCCCCGUGCGCCUGCCGUGGUCCUCCGGACCCGACGCAGCAGCAGCGGACGGCACGACAUCGCCGGAUUACGAGCGCACGCUCACCAGCGUGAGCAGCUUCAACAGCGUUCACACGUUCGGCACGCGGGAGGAGCUGCGCUGCGUCAUUGCCGUCAUCCGCCAUGGUGACCGCACGCCAAAGCAGAAGGUGAAGCUGGUGGUGACGCAGGAGCGGCUGCUGAAGCUCAUGCUCAAAUACAACGGCGGCAAGCCCCGCUCUGAGGCGAAGCUGAAGAGUGCCGUGCAGCUGCAGGACCUGCUGGACGCCCUGCGCGCACUUGUGCCACAUCAGAGGGACGGCAGUGACAGCGAGACAGAGGACUUUGAGAAUGCGGAGAAGCUGAGGCACGUGAAGGCCGUGCUGGAGGAGGGAGGGCACUUCUCGGGCAUAUACCGCAAGGCGCAGCUGAAGCCGCAGAAGUGGGAGCGUGUGCAGCGGAGGGACAGCAGUGGGGGCGAGGUGGAGGUGGACGAGCCCACGGAGGCCCUCAUGGUGCUCAAAUACGGCGGCGUGCUCACCCACGCUGGCAGGGCACAGGCGGAGCAUCUGGGUCGAGCAUUUCGAGAAGCCAUGUAUCCUGACGAAAUGGGGUCGAAUGGAACAGGGCUGCUGCGGCUGCACAGCACGUACCGCCACGAUCUCAAGAUCUACAGCUCCGAUGAGGGCCGCGUGCAGAUGUCAGCAGCAGCGUUCAUCAAAGGUCUGUUGGACCUGGAGGGGCAGCUCACGCCUAUCCUGGUUAGUCUGGUGAGCAAGGACUCGCCCAUGCUUGACGGGCUCGACUCCGCCUCCAUUGAAAUGGAGCAUGCCAAGCGCAAGCUGGGUGAGAUGAUGACGACCAACGACCCGCCUGUGCUCUCGCCCACGCACGGCCAGCCCCCCGCGGCUCUCAGCCCGCGCCGGCCCUCUCAGUCGCGCUCGCACUCGCGCAGCAGCAGCAGCAGCAGCCACGGCGGGUCGUCAGCGCAGCUGGCUGGCCCGUGGAUGACAGACGCGCCCUGGCUUCCUGACCGCCCCCUCAGCAAGCUGCACAAGCUGGUGGAGCUGAUAAAGGCGCUGGCAGCACACGCCAAGGAGAAGUGCCGAGAGGACGACGUGGACGGCGCACUGGAGGCCAAGGUCGAGGAAGCUGUCAAGAAGCUUCGCAUCGUGCCUGUGCCGCCACAGCACAAGGCCGGGGCGGGGGAGCAGCAGCAGAAGGGUGCGGGGGAGCAGCAGGGCGGGGCGCAGCAGCAGGGGGGAGGGAAACAGAAGGCGGUGCCGUAUGAUGGCACGGUGCUGGGGAAGGCACGGUUUGAUGAGAGCCGCAUUGCCGCCGGGCUGCCGUGCGGUACGGAGGAGUUUCUGCUCAUCUUUGCGCGGUGGAAGAAGCUUGAGCGCGAUAUUUACAAUCCGCGAAAGGAUCGCUUCAACAUCAGCAAGAUCCCCGACGUCUACGACUCUGCCAAGUACGACCUGGUGCACAAUCGGCAUCUGGGCCUCAAGGGGCUGGACGAGCUCUACCUGCUCGCCAAGGAGAUGGCGAAUGGGGUCAUUCCCAAUGAGUACGGCAUCACGCCGUACAGCAAGCUCAAGAUCGGGGCCAAGGUGGCACGGCGGCUGCUGGGAAAGAUGCUGAUCGAUCUGCACAACACGCGGGACGAGGCGGUGGCGGUGGGGCAGGCCAUGCAGCAGCACCGGCAGAGCCUGAGGGAGCAGCGAGCCGCAGCGGUGGCGGCAGCGGUGUUCAACCAGGAGCAGCAGCGGCAGAACCGCCGGUCGUCCGGUGAGGCCAAGCGCCGCUCCGAUGGGCACUCAGAAGGGGACAAUGACGACAGCAACGCUCAGUACCGCUUGGACCCCAAGUAUGCCAACGUUCGAACGCCCCAGCGCCAUGUGCGCACUCGCCUAUACUUCACCUCUGAGUCGCACCUACACAGUGUGAUGAACGUGCUGCGCUUCUGCCAGCUGGACGACUCACUGCAGGGCGAGGCGUCCCUGCUGAGUCCCGACGCCAUGACUCGCCUCUAUGAGACGCGCGAGCUCGACUACCUCACUCAUGUGGUGCUGCGCAUGUACGAGAACGUGGAGGUGGAUCUGAACAACCCGCGGCGAUUCCGAGUGGAGAUCAUGUUCAGCCCGGGGUCAGCUGUGAGCCCUCUCGAGGUGGAGCCAGCAAAGAAGGACCACACGCUACCAGUGCUCCCGCCCUUCACGGUGCAGAACGACGCGCCCGACACGCUCACCAUGCGCCGUAUGGACCGCAUGCUGCAUCCCUUCGCCAUGCCGCCCGAGGACUUCCCGCCGCCCGUGCAGCCACAGGGCUUCUCCGGCCUCUUCCUCAAGGGCACUGUCUUCGAGCGCAUCCGCGGUAGGCCCACAUUCAUACUCUCCUUGGCGGGCUGUCUGUCGCUCGGAUCGGAGGGACCACUUCAUUCAUACACUCUCCAGCACUUGCCUCUCCGCAUUCCGAAUUUCCGAUUUUCCACGCCAUCGCAUGCACGCUGCGUCGGAGUCGCAUCUCGCGCUGCUCCCUCGUCCAAGCUCCCACUCGCUCACUUUCGCUCUCUCCCUUUCUCUCGCGUUCCGCCCCACCUCCGUCUCUUGAUGGCCCUCGCCGCUUACCGCGUCGCGUCGUCCUCCCUCGCCUGCCCGCGUGCCCUCGCCACCACCGCCCGCCUCCCCCGCGCGUGCCUCCCCCACUUUACUCUCCCCCAGUCGUACUUCCCCCACACCGCCCGCCCGCGCUCCACCGCCGCCGCGUGCCCCGCCACCAGCCGCAGUGAAAAGCCACGUGGCGUUGCGACCAUGGCGACGUCGCCGUCCAACGCGGAGAUGGCCGGCAGCUCAGAGGAAGCACCAUUGGCGAGUCGGCGCUGUGUGCCGUGUGAGGGCAAGGGGCUGCUUCCACUGCCUACUGACCGCAUCGCCACUCUGCUGGACCAGGUGGCGGGGUGGGAGGUGGUGGAGGAGGGCGGCUACCAGCGUAUCCGCCGGCAGUGGCGCACCCGGAACUUCCUCGCAGGCCUCACUCUCUUUGACCGCGUCGCUCAGGUCGCGGAGGCAGAAGGUCAUCACCCAGACCUCCAUUUGGAAGGAUGGAACCAUGUGCGCAUUGACAUAUACACGCACGCCAUCGGUGGGCUGCAUGAGAACGACUUUGUGCUGGCAGCUAAGAUCAACGGGCUGCACCUGGAGGAUCUGCUUCGCAAGCCAAAGACUAAGAUUGCUGGUUGA
Messenger RNA from Closterium sp. NIES-65, 4293 nucleotides. The record is from the annotation of a GenBank genome assembly. Lineage: Eukaryota; Viridiplantae; Streptophyta; Zygnematophyceae; Desmidiales; Closteriaceae.